AUCGAUUGCCGUUGCCGUGGGCGUUCUCUGGUGUUCGCUGCUUUGGGCAUGGCUUCCUAGCUUUCGGCUGGACUUUUAUUCUACCGCGAACUUCCUUCAUCACCUGUUAUAAGACUAUCCCUCCCUCCUCGAUUUCAUCAUUGGUGAGGAGGAGGGCAGAGAGGGUUGGUCGAUUUUACUUCUGGAUAAAGGAUUGGCACCGGCUACAACAUAAAUGCUUCUCCGGCUGCCGUCCAGCCUUCACUACCCGAUCACCGUAACGACGCUGGUCAAACAGCCCGGCGAUGCGGUGGAAAGGGAGGAAGCGCUGUUCUGGUAUUUUUACCAGACCACUGUUACCGAAGGUGACAGGUUGGGAAACAAGUAUGAGGUGAAGAAGAAAUAUCCGACCAAGUAUGAGGCGACCGUGGAUGGCGAGGUAGUCCAGUGGAAGAUUGCGGAAGGGGAUAUUAUAGAUGGACCGAUUGAUUUCGUGGAAAUCGAUGAGCCAUGUGCUCACGAAGUUCAAUUUGGAGGUCUCUGUGCUGAGUGUGGGAAGGAUAUGACUGUAUCUACGUACGACACGGAGUUCAUCGACGCCAUGCGCGCGACGAUUACGAUGACUCACGAAAAUACAGCUUUGACCGUGAGCGAGAGGGAGGCGAUGCGUGUAGAAGAGGAUGCGAAGCGCAGCUUGCUCAUGAACCGGAAGUUAUCUCUUGUGGUCGAUCUGGACCAGACGAUCAUCCAUACAACCGUUGACCCUACAGUGGAUCAAUGGAUGAAGGAUCAAGACAAUCCCAACCAUCAGGCCGUAAGCGAUGUCCGCGUGUUUGAGAUGGUUGAACAUGAUCAGCCAACGGACGCGGAAGGUAUCCCACAACCGCGCAGCGUAUGGUAUUUUGUCAAGUUGCGGCCCGGGUUGGAGUCUUUCCUGCAUAAUAUCUCGGAGAUGUUUGAGCUGCAUAUUUAUACCAUGGGAACUCGGCCCUACGCUCAACAUAUUGCUGCUAUCAUUGAUCCCGACCGCAAGCUUUUUGGAGAUCGCAUACUGAGCCGAGACGAAAGCGGGAGUCUCACGGCCAAGAACCUUCAUCGCUUGUUCCCUGUGGACACAAAGAUGGUCGUCAUCAUCGACGAUCGCGGGGAUGUUUGGCGCUGGAGCCCCAAUCUCAUCAAGGUAGUGCCGUACGAUUUUUUUGUCGGCAUUGGGGAUAUUAACUCGAGCUUCCUGCCUAAAAAGCAGGAGCUGAUCACUUCAAGCAAAUCUGGCGAGAGGGCCGCAGUAAAGGCGGCACAGGAUCUACCUCGUGAGCAACAUGUCAAUGGGGCUGCGGUCGGAGCAGAGGGACAGCCCGAGAUGUCAGCCUUGGAGCAGCUAGUGACGAUGGGCGGGGGAGAUGACCCUCGCAUACUGCAGGAACAGAGCGAUGCCCAGAUCGAGACUAUUAUGCAUCAAGUUGAAGACCGACCGUUGCUUCAGAAGCAGAAAGAACUGGAUGCAGAGGAAGACGUUGCUGAGAGUAGUGAUUCGUCGAGCAGCGUGGACGAGUCUACAGACAUGAAAAGGCACAAACACCUUCUGCAGGACAACGACCGGGAAUUGUUUGACUUGGAAGUUCGUCUCGAGCAAGUGCAUCGCAACUUCUUCGACGAGUACGAUCGGCGAAGGUCGCGAGCGCUGGGAGGACGAGUGGCAGCCCUGCGCGGCGAAAAGACCUUCUCAAAGGAAAAGGACGUAGACUUGAAGCUGGUCCCUGACAUAAAGGAGAUCAUGCCGGCUAUCAAACGACGUGUACUCAGCGGCGUUGUAAUGGCCUUCACAGGAGUACUUCCCUUGAACAUAGAUACGCAUAGCGCGGACAUCUCCCUUUGGUCUAAGAGUUUCGGUGCCACCAUUACUACGAAGAUCAGCUCGAGAGUCACCCAUCUUGUGGCUGGACGGAAUCGCACGGCCAAGGUUAGAGCUGCGACGCGGUAUCCGCAUAUCAAAAUCGUCCGAACGCAUUGGUUGAAUGACUGCUUGACCCAAUGGAAACGUCUAGACGAAGAACCAUAUCUCCUGCCGGUACACCCAGACGACCGGGAGGCGCCAAUCCAGCCAGGCGAGGAAAUGGAGAGCUCGUGGCAGUCCUCCGAGGAAGGGACGGGAGUUGCUGGGACGGAGGAGGACGAGCCCGAAAUGACAGCCGAUAUUCUGAAGUCGUCCGGUUUGACGGAGGUAUCGCCAAUUGGUUACGAUGCUGACCAACAAGCAGCGAUCCACGAAGAGUUGAAAGAGUUCCUUGGCAGUGACGAUGAUAGCGAGAGUGAUAGUGACGCCUCCUUCAUGGACGAGGUUCCCACAACAGCGCCUAGUAGAAAGCGAAAGCGCUCGGACGACACCAAAGACGAGGAGGGCGAAGGAGACGAAGGAGGUAAGGGGGCCGAGUCCGGAUCAGAUCAUGGCUCGCGGCUCUCGCAGCGGAUCCGGCGGGUGUAUGAACGGCCCGGUACCGCACUCUCCCAGGCUGUCUCCAGUGCAGCGAAUUCGGAGUCACCUAGCAGUGAGCUGGAGGACCCCACAGAUGCGGCUACGGCGUCUCAACAGGCGGCCGCGAUGCCGGCACCUGAAGAAGAAGACGAUGAGCUCGAGCGUGAGAUGAUGGCUGCGUUUGAAGACGGGGACUACGACGAGACGGCCGAGGAGAAAAUUGCAGAAGAGCACGGUUGAUUCUCUGGCAUUAGACAUCGUCUUGUUUUGUGGAUACAGCUAGCGGAUAUACUAGGUACGCUGGGGAAUCGUCGAUUUCGAGAU
Messenger RNA from Aspergillus saccharolyticus JOP 1030-1, 2776 nucleotides. It is a transcript of the gene fcpA, whose product is annotated as protein-serine/threonine phosphatase. Gene Ontology annotation, molecular function: RNA polymerase II CTD heptapeptide repeat phosphatase activity. The transcript is spliced from 3 exons. Gene Ontology annotation, cellular component: nucleus. The record is from RefSeq and is a predicted model, not a curated record. The coding region runs from base 215 to 2692 and encodes 825 amino acids. NCBI's taxonomy places the organism in Eukaryota, Fungi, Ascomycota, Eurotiomycetes, Eurotiales, Aspergillaceae.